This is a messenger RNA of Porites evermanni, 4039 nucleotides long. The record is from the annotation of a GenBank genome assembly. Lineage: Eukaryota; Metazoa; Cnidaria; Anthozoa; Scleractinia; Poritidae.
AUGGCAUCUUCAAAAGAAUAUACGGAACAACAGCUAAACUAUUACAGAAUUUGUUACGUAACUACUGAUAUACUGGCGGAAGGUCUGAGAGAAAUAUUUAAACAAGAAUGGGACAAACUGUACAAAACAACAAAAGGAGAAUGGAAAGACGAGCUACGUAAUGGAAUAGACUUUUAUAACGGAGAGUCUCCUCGAAAUCAAAAAAGAAACGCUCAUUUUUUGGCCACUAUGAAAAACGGAAACAGAGGGGAAUGGGAUUGUACAAUGCUAUUUUACGCUAUCCUUUUCUCUGAUUCCGUCGGGCCACGUCUUAGCGCAAUAGUCAGAAAAAAUUUAAAUGAUCUACGUAAUUUCAGGAACAAAGAAUUUGCUCACAUGCCACAAGGUAGUCUCUCUGAGAUAGAGUUUCAGAAUGCUAUUAGCAAAGUUGAUGUUGCGUUUCAAGCGCUUAGUCUUCCCACUGUAAAAAUCCAGGACCUGAAAUAUCAGAAAACAUUUCCAACAAAAGAUUUAACAAAGGUCCUCAAAGAAGUUGAUAAUCUGAAACAAGAAGUUCAAGAAAAAGAGAGUCAGCGCCAGGUCCUUGAAGAUCAACUCCAAAAUGAAGCACUUUCAUUUUGUGUUCUCCCUCCUAAACCUUCGCAUGAAAUCGGUGGUCGUGAAAGUGAAGUAGCCAAAAUAGUCCAACAGCUGAGGGAACUAAAUGAGUCCAGUGACAACAGGUUGAGUUAUCUAUACAUCUCAGGGAAUCCUGGAAGCGGCAAAUCACAGCUAGCUGGCCUCGUAGCUGAGAGAUUCUACGACGAAGUCAAAGAAAUGCCAAGUGGGUCUUCGUUUGUAAUGACCUUAAAUGCUACAAGUCCAGAUUCACUUCUGGAGUCGUAUGCCUCAUUUGCUCGCCAUUUAAAGUGCCCAGACUAUUCAAUUGUGGAAACCCUCAGCUCAAACGACUCGACCGUGGACGAAAAGAUCACUAAUCUUAAGAUGCUUGUCGCUGUAAAAAUUAAGUGUUACACGUCGUGGCUACUGGUGGUUGACAAUGUCACUACUCUGACUUCAGUGCAUGUCCAUUUACCACAGUUUGAAAACGAAGCUUGGGCGAGGGGCCAGUUGCUGAUUACGACCCAGGACACAACAUCAAUUCCCUCAGAAAACGUUUUUGUUAACCACAUCUCGGCAAGCAAAGGUAUGGAGCCCAAUGACGCCCGUUCAUUAUUGUCCAAGGUUUCCGGUAUCCCAGAUAGCGAGCUAGUAGGAACAGUAGCACAAAGACUGGACUAUCAACCUCUUGCUUUAGCAGGCGCUGCCGUCUUUGUUAAAGAGAUUCGGCAGGACAAAGUAUCGAGGCAUUUUGGGUGGGAGGAAUACCUGAAGAUCUUAGAAAAAGGCAAAAGAAAGAAAACGGAGUAUUUUCUUGUCAACACCAAUCCAGUUUAUCCAAAUUCAAUGACCAAAGCAAUAACGUUAGCCGUCGAAACACUGAUGGGAUUCGACAAAUUUCAAAAAAACCUUUUCACUUUUCUUGCCCUCUGCGCUCCACGACCAUUGAACGUCGACAUAGUAGUUAGUUACAUCAUGAACGCACAUGAAGAGUUUGAUGAGGCGGACAAGGAACUAAUUCGCAUGAGAUUAAAAAGAAACUCACUUCUGCUGUUCCAAGAUGACGAGGGUNGGAACAGUAGCACAAAGACUGGACUAUCAACCUCUUGCUUUAGCAGGCGCUGCCGUCUUUGUUAAAGAGAUUCGGCAGGACAAAGUAUCGAGGCAUUUUGGGUGGGAGGAAUACCUGAAGAUCUUAGAAAAAGGCAAAAGAAAGAAAACGGAGUAUUUUCUUGUCAACACCAAUCCAGUUUAUCCAAAUUCAAUGACCAAAGCAAUAACGUUAGCCGUCGAAACACUGAUGGGAUUCGACAAAUUUCAAAAAAACCUUUUCACUUUUCUUGCCCUCUGCGCUCCACGACCAUUGAACGUCGACAUAGUAGUUAGUUACAUCAUGAACGCACAUGAAGAGUUUGAUGAGGCGGACAAGGAACUAAUUCGCAUGAGAUUAAAAAGAAACUCACUUCUGCUGUUCCAAGAUGACGAGGGUUGCUGUUUUAUUCGACUUCACCAGGUUGUGCAUGAUGCCAUAAAAACUGUAACAAAAGAAUGUUCAGAAAGCCAAACCGAUGAGGUCGUUAGUGGGGUCAUUACAUCAUUCAACGAAUUCAUCGGUGCGACUCCACGAGAAAAUAAGAGACUGCAUACCAGACACAUCGCUCCACAUUUGAAAGCCUUAACUAUGGUAACUGACAAAGUGUUUUUGCCAGAUAAUUUCUUUCAAGUUCAUGAUACGGACAUUUCCGAAAAAUGCAAAAACCUUGGAAAUAUUUGUAAAAUGCAUUGUGAAUUCGAAGGAGCAAAAGCAUAUUAUGAAUAUUCAUUUACUUUUAAGCUUCAAGAGCUCGGCCCGAGACAUAUUGAUGUUGCAACAAGCUACACGAAUUUAGCUUUAAUUUACAAGAAAUUAGGUGACUUCGAGCAAGCCAAAAAGUUUCAGCAACGUGCUCUUGACAUCCAACUGGACAAGCUCGGCCCGAAACACGUUGAUGCUGCAGCAAGCUACAGGAAUUUAGCUUUAAUUUACAAGGAAUUAGGUGACUUCGAGCAAGCCAAGGAGUAUCAGCAACGUGCUCUAGACAUCGAUCUAGGCAAGCUCGGCCCGGAACAUGUUAAUGUUGCAAGAGACUGCAAUAACUUAGCUUUAAUUUACCAGAAAUUAGGCGACUUCGAGCAAGCCAAGGAGAAUCAGCAACGUGGUCUAGACAUCGAUCUGGAAAAGCUCGGCCCGGAACAUGUUGAUGUUGCAAAAGACUUCAAUAACUUAGCUUUAAUUUAUGAGAAAUUAGGCGACUUCGAGCAAGCCAAGGAGUAUCAGCAACGUGCUCUAGACAUCCAACUGGACAAGCUCGGCCCGGAACAUGUUAAUGUUGCAAGCGACUUCAAUAACUUAGCUUUAAUUUACCAGAAAUUAGGCGACUUCGAACAAGCCAAGGAGAAUCAGCAACGUGCUCUAGACAUCGAUCUGGACAAGCUCGGCCUGGCACACGUUGAUGUUGCAAUAGACUUCAAUAACUUAGCUUUAAUUUACCAGAAAUUAGGCGACUUCGAGCAAGCCAAGGAGAAUCAGCAACGUGCUCUAGACAUCGAUCUGGACAAGCUCGGCCCGGAACACGUUAAUGUUGCAAGAGACUUCUAUAACUUAGCUUUAAUUUACCAGAAAUUAGGCGACUUCGAGCAAGCCAAGGAGUAUCAGCAACGUGCUCUAGACAUCGAUCUGGACAAGCUUGGCCCGGAACAUGUUAAUGUUGCAAGCGACUUCAAUAACUUAGCUUUAAUUUACCAGAAAUUAGGCGACUUCGAGCAAGCUAAGGAGUAUCAGCAACGUGCUCUAGACAUCGAUCUGGACAAGCUCGGCCCGGCACACGUUGAUGUUGCAAGAGACUUCAAUAACUUAGCUUUAAUUUACCAGAAAUUAGGCGACUUCGAGCAAGCCAAGGAGUAUCAGCAACGUGUUCUAGACAUCGAUCUGGACAAGCUUGGCCCGGAACACGUUGAUGUUGCAAGAGACUUCUAUAACUUAGCUUUAAUUUACCAGAAAUUAGGCGACUUCGAGCAAGCCAAGGAGCAUCAGCAACGUGCUCUAGACAUCGAUCUGGAGAAGCUCGGCCCGGAACAUGUCAAUGUUGCAAUAGACGUCAAUAACUUAGCUUUAAUUUACCAGAAAUUAGGCGACUUCGAGCAAGUCAAGGAGAAUCAGCAACGUGCUCUAGACAUCGAUCUGGACAAGCUCGGCCCGGAACAUAUUAAUGUUGGAACAAGCUACUCGAAUUUAGCUUUAAUUGACAAGAAAUUAGAUGCCUUCGUGCAAGCCAAGGAGUAUCAGCAACGUGCCUUGGCUAUCAGAGCAGACAAACACGGCCGACAAACAAAUAAGGUAAGGACUGCUAACAGACGCAAAAAACUAUAUUUCUUCCUGAAAGAUUUUACGCAGUCUUGA